Molecule: messenger RNA, 2553 nt
Organism: Stylonychia lemnae
Lineage: Eukaryota; Ciliophora; Spirotrichea; Sporadotrichida; Oxytrichidae
Source: the annotation of a GenBank genome assembly
AUGGAAGAAUUAAAAGGUGAAAAUUUUGACCCGCCUAAUCCCAUAUAUCUUGAGGAAGAUGAAGCUACGAGUGACUAGUUGAUACAAAUGAGAAAAGCAAGUAACUAGAUUGAAGCAGUGUCAAACAUCUACUAGAUUUCUUUGGAUACUGCAAAAUCAUUUAAAGCAUAUCAGUUGCUAACUUCAAAAUAAAAUCUUGCGCUAAUUAAUUUGGAAAAUAUCAAAGCAGCAUUGGAAUUAUCUUAAUCAGUCAAAGGUGACAAUUAGGAAUAAUAAUAAAUCCAAAAUCCAGAAAAUCAAAGUGAAUAAAAUAAUCAACUGGCUAUACUAAGUAGUGAUGUUUUAAUAUUAGAUCAGACAAUAAAAAAUUAGUUUCUAAUGGUGGUGACUUAAGAUAGUAAAAUCAAAGUCAAACUUGAGGAAAUUAGAUUUAAUUAUUAAGAUCAUUCGAGAGCUAUUCACUUUGGGACAAAUUUGAAAGGGUUUGAAUAAUAGAAAAUGCAGACAUUCUAUUCUAAGGAUUCAUUUACCAUUAAAAAUGAGAUGGAAGUAUUUAGUGGUUUAGGGCUAAGUCUAAAUUAAAAUGAUGAGAAGUCUUAUAUCUAGCUAGAUAGUGUAUAUAUGUUUAGACAAAAGAAGACGCUUAAAGAUAUCAUUAAUAAACUGAAAGAAAGAAAUUAUGAAGAAGAUAAGAUUACUUAAUUUAUCAAAGAUAUACUAAGUUGGAGCUAAUUUUUAUCCUUGAUAGAUAAGAAGACAAUAUAUAAUGGAUAUCAAUUUGAACAAGAUUUGAUGCUACUUGAUCUAACUAUUGAUACCGAAAAAUAAAAGUUAAAUUAAGAUGCUAUAACAUACUUAGAGUCACUUAGCAAAGAAAAAGAUAACCCAACUGAAGGAUAGAUCAUAGAGGGUCUGAAAGUCAAAUUUCAUGAUAUAAUUUUGCCAAUUGAAACUAUGGAAAUUUUAUCACCUUAUGACUUUAAGAAAAGACUGGUAUAUCCAGAGCUGAAAAGCUUAGUGGAAAGAAAUCCAGAAGAAUAUCUUUUAGACAAUUACGAUCAACUCAAAGUUAUUAUAAAUGAUGAUGAUAAAAAAAGGCAAGCUAUUCAAUAUGGCAUAAAAAUUCAAACUUAGCCAUUGAUAUUAGAGUAGGUUGAAAUUAUGGAUCCUAGCAAUUUACUACUAAAGAGAAAUGUUUAUCAGAGUAGAGAAGUACUGGAACUAAAGAAUAAUAAAGAUUUUAGCUAGCAGGUAUAUAAGUCAUUUUAUGAGGUAGCACCGAUAGAUACAUGGGGCAUUUUUAUUUGGAAAAAUGAAGAGAUUCUAGCUUUAAAGAUGCUCUAAGUAUUUGCUGAGUAGGUAAAGCUACUUGAUUGUCUGGAUAAAAGGAUGCAAAAUCCACCCAAAAUAUUCACUUUAAGUUAUGCUGAAGAUAUAAAUGAGUGGUUCUAAUAUUUAAAGGAAAAAAUUGUUGAGCAGGCAAAGUUACUAGUGCAAACAGUAAUUAUAGUUUUACCAGACUUUCCAGACAGUAAAAAAACAAACCUAUUCAAAAGAGAAAUAAAAAAGUUGAUGAAUAGCCAGAUUCCUGUAUUCUCUGUAAUUAUGAAAUCAAAGUAACUUAAGAUAAGACUUAAAAGAUAGGACUUGUUCAACAUUAAAUGCCAAAGUGUACUGUUUAAGGCUGUAGUGAAAUCUGGGUCUACUCCAUUUAUAUGCUAAAAUCUACCCUUAAUGGAAAAGCCAACAAUGAUACUAGGUCUAAUCAGAGAUAAUGAUGGAAUAUCAGUCUGUGCUACUCUGAAUAAAGAAUUAUCAUAAAUAUAUGGUAACUUCAUUCCAAAACACGAUAUACUUACUUUAACUUAGUUAUUAGAGGAAGCAUUUUGCUCAUUUAAAUCAAGUUAAAAUGUGUUUCCUUAAAAAGUAAUAAUAUACAGAUAGAUAUCUAAAUAUAGAAUUUAUCAAAGUGAUUAGGAUAUUUAAUGUGAAAUUAAGCUUCUAAGGGGUAUUUCAGAGAAAUAUAAGGAGGCCUCUCACCCUUUAUUCAAUAAACAAGACCUGAUAUUUAUCACAGUAGAUUAAAAUUUUCAAUAUUUGCCAAAAUUAUUCAGUUUCGACAAUUUGUUCAAAUAUGUUGUUAACUCAUAAAGUGAUUUGCUCAUAGAUAAUCUUCCACUAGUUUCGAAGGAUACCUAUGCAUUCUUUAUCAUAAAGCAGCCAAAGUAAAAGAUUGAACUUGAUGCAACUGGAUAAGAAUUAUAAAUAUUUUAAAAUGAUUAUUAAAGCUGUCAUACUACUUAUUUCCAUGUCAGACAUGACUCAACUUUUAAUUCAAAAGAUAGAUUGUGUGAUAAUAAAGAACUUAAGCAAUUGACCAAUCGACUCAGCUAUUGUUCUUAUGAAAAAUUAGGGAGUUCUGAUGUUCCAUGUGUCAUUGAUUAUGCACUAAGGCUGAGAAAGUAUUUGACCUUGGGUAAAAUUGAAGAUUAAAUUGAAGUUAUGGAGGUGCAUCCUAAAUUAAAGGCAAAUAAUGGCUUUUACUUUCUUUGA